Messenger RNA from Haliotis rufescens (red abalone), 2448 nucleotides. RefSeq lists its product as uncharacterized. The record is from RefSeq and is a predicted model, not a curated record. The coding region runs from base 1 to 2448 and encodes 815 amino acids. The transcript has a single exon. Lineage: Eukaryota; Metazoa; Mollusca; Gastropoda; Lepetellida; Haliotidae.
AUGUGUCCUCGUGUUAAUAGUUAUGGCGUGGAGGAGGGAUGGAUAUGUCCUUGUGUUAAUAGUGAUGGUGUGGAGCAGGAAUGGAUGUAUUCUGGUGUUGAUAGUGAUGGUAUGGAGCAGGGAUGGAUGUGUUCUGGUGUUAAUAGUGAUGGCGUGGAGCAGGAAUGGAUGUGUCCUCGUGUUAAUAGUGAUGGUGUGGAGCAGGGAUGGAUGUAUUCUGGUGUUAAUAGUUAUGGCGUGGAGGAGGGAUGGAUGUGUCCUGGUGUUAAUAGUGAUGGUGUGGAGGAUGGAUGGAUGUGUCCUUGUGGUAAUAGUGAUGGUGUGGAGGAUGGAUGGAUGUGUUCUGGUGUAAAUAGUGAUGGCGUGGAGCAGGGAUGGAUGUAUUCUGGUGUUAAUAGUGAUGGUGUGGAGGAGGGAUGGAUGUGUCCUGGUGUUAAUAGUGAUGGUGUUGAGCAGGGAUGGAUGUAUUCUGGUGGUAAUAGUGAUGGUGUGGAGCAGGGAUGGAUGUGUCCUCGUGUUAAUAGUGAUGGUGUGGAGCAGGGAUGGAUGUGUCCUCGUGUUAAUAGUGAUGGUGUGGAGCAGGGAUGGAUGUGUCCUCGUGUUAAUAGUGAUGGUGUGGAGCAGGAAUGGAUGUAUUCUGGUGGUAAUAGUGAUGGUGUGGAGCAGGGAUGGAUGUGUUCUGGUGUAAAUAGUGAUUGCGUGGAGCAGGGAUGGAUGUGUCCUCGUGUUAAUAGUGAUGGUGUUGAGCAGGGAUGGAUGUGUCCUCGUGUUAAUAGUGAUGGUGUGGAGCAGGAAUGGAUGUAUUCUGGUGGUAAUAGUGAUGGUGUGGAGCAGGGAUGGAUGUGUUCUGGUGUAAAUAGUGAUUGUGUGGAGCAGGGAUGGAUGUGUCCUCAUGUUAAUAGUGAUGGUGUUGAGCAGGGAUGGAUGUGUCCUCGUGUUAAUAGUGAUGGUGUUGAGCAGGGAUGGAUGUGUCCUCGUGUUAAUAGUGAUGGUGUGGAGCAGGAAUGGAUGUAUUCUGGUGGUAAUAGUGAUGGUGUGGAGCAGGGAUGGAUGUGUUCUGGUGUAAAUAGUGAUUGCGUGGAGCAGGGAUGGAUGUAUUCUGGUGUUAAUAGUGAUGGCGUGGAGCAGGAAUGGAUGUGUCCUCGUGUUAAUAGUGAUGGUGUUGAGCAGGGAUGGAUGUAUUCUGGUGUUAAUAGUGAUGGCGCGGAGCAGGAAUGGAUGUGUUCUCGUGUUAAUAGUGAUUGCGUGGAGCAGGGAUGGAUGUAUUCUGGUGUUAAUAGUGAUGGCGUGGAGCAGGAAUGGAUGUGUCCUCGUGUUAAUAGUGAUGGUGUUGAGCAGGGAUGGAUGUAUUCUGGUGUUAAUAGUGAUGGCGCGGAGCAGGAAUGGAUGUGUUCUCGUGUUAAUAGUGAUGGCGCGGAGCAGGAAUGGAUGUGUUCUCGUGUUAAUAGUGAUGGCGUGGAGCAGGGAUGGAUGUAUUCUGGUGUUAAUAGUGAUGGUGUGGAGCAGGGAUGGAUGUGUCCUGGUGUUAAUAGUGAUGGUGUGGAGCAGGGAUGGAUGUAUUCUGGUGUUAAUAAUGAUGGCGUGGAGCAGGGAUGGAUGUGUUCUCGUGUUAAUAGUGAUGGUGUGGAGGAGGGAUGGAUGUGUCCUGGUGUUAAUAGUGAUGGUGUGGAGCAGGGAUGGAUGUAUUCUGGUGUUAAUAGUGAUGGCGUGGAGCAGGGAAGGAUGUGUCCUCGUGUUAAUAGUGAUGGUGUUGAGCAGGAAUGGAUGUCUCCUCGUGUUAAUAGUGAUGGUGUGGAGCAGGGAUGGAUGUAUUCUGGUGUUAAUAGUGAUGGCGUGGAGCAGGAAUUGAUGUGUCCUCGUGUUAAUAGUGAUGGUGUUGAGCAGGGAUGGAUGUGUCCUCGUGUUAAUAGUGAUGGUGUGGAGCAGGAAUGGAUGUAUUCUGGUGGUAAUAGUGAUGGUGUGGAGGAGGGAUGGAUGUGUCCUCGUGUUAAUAGUGUUGGUGUGGAGCAGGGAUGGAUGUAUUCUGGUGUUAAUAGUGAUGGCGCGGAGCAGGAAUGGAUGUGUUUUCGUGUUAAUAGUGAUGGUGUGGAGCAGGGAUGGAUGUAUUCUGGUGUUAAUAGUGAUGGUGUGGAGCAGGGAUGGAUGUGUUCUCGUGUUAAUAGUGAUGGUGUGGAGCAGGGAUGGAUGUGUUCUCGUGUUAAUAGUGAUGGUGUGGAGCAGGGAUGGAUGUAUUCUGGUGUUAAUAGUGAUGGCGUGGAGCAGGGAUGGAUGUGUCCUUGUGUUAAUAGUGAUGGUGUGGAGCAGGGAUGGAUGUAUUCUCGUGUUAAUAGUGAUGGUGUGGAGCAGGGAUGGAUGUGUUCUCGUGUUAAUAGUGAUGGUGUGGAGCAGGGAUGGAUGUGUCCUUGUGUUAAUAGUGAUGGUGUGGAGCAAGGAUGGAUGUGUCACUGA